UGUGAAUGGGGGGUCAGCAUGACGUCAGAAAACCAAUGUCAACAAUGCAGCUGGAGGAGAAAAGGCGUUUCAUCCUAACACACAAUCACACUCACAAGAGACCCGUGUAUCACUCAUCGAUUCACGUCCAAAGCCUGUUAAAAGCUGCGGUUCUGCCUGUCGAAGGACUGUGGACACUGCACAGCAUGGAUUAAUUUUUGUUUCUCAGAAACUGAACGCAGACGAGCAAGAAAAACAACAACAAAAACUGGGUGCUACACAGAGUGAUGUCGACAGGCAAGCAGCAAGAUAGUGAGGCGGCAACGCCUCUGUACGUAUAUGAAUCCAAAGUCCACUGUGCCAAUAUGAUGUUGUGCCUGGAGGAUCAACGGCGGCAGGGCAUCUUGUGCGAUGUGACUGUACUUGUAGAGGGCAGGGAGCUACGAGCACACAGGGCUGUCCUUGCAGCUUGUAGCCACUACUUCCUGCAAACUCUGCUGAGACACAGCUGGUCACCUGGUGAUGCAGAACUCAUCAUUAGCUUGCCAGACAAGGUGACAGCCAAAGGUUUCGCUCCACUGCUUCAGUUUGCCUACACCGCCAAGCUGGUUUUAAGUCAGGAAAACAUCCAUGAAGUAAUUGUGUGCGCGGACGUCCUAGGUAUCCAUAAUUUGGAGGACUCUUGCUUCCGGUUCCUUCAAGCCCAGCUUAAGAAUGACAGCCAACCUAACCAUAAUGGCACGGUGGAAUACGAUGAUCAUAUCACAACAGAGAAUCCAAUCUUUUCUGAGGAAAUAUCCUGUUAUGAUUCUGCAGACAUAAGGCAGCAGGACAGUCAUGUUCUUGCUGACCUGCCGCAGUGCCCAAAAUAUAAGAAAUAUCAGGAUGCAGUUUGUGACAACAAGCACAAUGUAGAGAACCAUCAUAUUAGUAAUGACAUCAUUUUGGUUAACCAUACCUCAAUUAGCCCUCUGAGCUCACACUUCACCGACAGUAGCGCUGUUCCACAAACACGUCUUACUCCCUCCAGGAUCAAAGAAGAACCCUGUUUAUUUGAGGAAGAAGGAGAUGAAAGGAAUGACAGCAACUCAGACUUGUGUACUGAGGAGGUAUUGGAGAUGGAGUUAGAGGUAGAAGGGGUUCCAGUAGAAGAUGUGCAAUCUUCCAGCCAAGUAUCAUACUCUUCCUGUUUGCAUUCAUACCUCCAGAGAGGUGGUCUCAGCAGCAUGCCAAGCACCACCAUUCAGCAGCUACUAAGCAACCAACUGUCUCUCAACCAUUACAAAGAACUGGUCAUACAGAGACCACAAACCAAGAGGGAAUCUCUGGAUGAAGUUGACCUCAACACUGGCAUUGCCAAUGUGAUACCAGCAGCACUUACUGGUAUAAGUAGAAACCUUGAAAAUUCGGUGUCUAAGCAUGAAGGGAAGCUGGACAGACGCAGUGUCAUUUUCUCUUCUGUGCCUAUCAAGCAACAUAUGCUGUCCCAUACAUAUGUUGAUGAGGCCAUCUCAACCUUGAUGCAGGAGGAAUCCCUUCCCUCUAGUCAGUCAUUCCUUAUUACCAGCUGCCCCGUUUCAACGAAAACAUCAGUGGACUCUCCUACUACUUCUACAUCAUGCAACCAGAUUUCCAGCCCCCGUGCCUCAUACUCUUACCCAGAGGAUGCAACCAUUGGUAGCUCAUCUUCUACUUUGUCCCAGUUUGACUUUUCCUCAUCGUCACAGUCAGGCUCAAUUUCUGGACUUCCUCACUGCCUGGCUGGGAUGGUGGAGCACAGGAAUCCCCACAAUGAAGUAGUCCUCACUCAAGACUACACAAAGAUUAAAUCUGAAAAGACAUUCAGUGCUAGUGGUGGGAACUCCAGUGAUGAAUCAGGCUCUUUCUCAGAGGGAGACAGUGAAAGUGGCACCUCUCGAAUCUCUGGACCUGAGGUGAAGCUGCCUUUUCCUGUGGACCAGAUCACCAACUUGCCACGCAAUGACUUCCAGAUUCUCAUCAAGAUGCAUAAACUGAACUCAGAACAGCUGGAAUUCAUCCAUGACAUCCGUAGGCGCAGCAAAAAUCGCAUUGCUGCCCAGCGCUGUCGCAAGAGGAAGCUAGACUGCAUCCAGAACCUGGAGAGCGAGAUUCACAAACUGGUACGUGAGAAGGAGAAGCUGCUUAGCGAGCGAAACAGGCUGAAGGUUUGUAUGUCCGAGCUGUUGCAGAACCUCUCUUUCCUCUCCCAGCAAGUGUGUAGGGAGGUGCAAGGCAGCCAGCCAUCACCCGACUUUGCCAGCAUUGAUCUCACAUCCAACCCCUCAUCACCUUCAACUGAGGACGGGUCUGUCCAACCCACGUCACCUGUGACCCAACAAAGUGAGGUUGCUUGUACAUCUAAUUUGAAUGCCAAUCAGGAGGGGUUAGAGGAUAGGCAGCCCGCAGAGGAGAUGUUGCCUUUAAGGCAGGAGGAUCCUGAGCUUUCACUAGUGCUUGAAUCUACUGACGAAGUAUGUAGCCCCACUGUAACAGUGGAUUUCUGUCAGGAGAUGACUGUGAAAUGCACAACAGAAGAACACAACAGACAAGACUGUGCUUAGAGUUUGGGGCUAAAUGACACAAUCUGUGCAUACUUUGAUAUUUAAAGCAUUUGUUUCUUUUCUGUUUUUUUAAAUGAAUGAUACCAGUAUUGUCUUUCAAUAUUGUUCAGCAGGUAUUUUUUGGACUGGUAGAAAAUAAAAGCACUGGCAGCUUUCUCUCUUUCUGUGUUCCAUUGGAUUCUCUUCUUCUCUCAUGCAUCAUGGGAGGCUAAACUCAGGAAUUCUCCAGGAUGUACAGUAAUAUGCUUGUUAACAUAAACCUGAACUUUACUUUGCAGUCCUGUCUAAUCUUGACAGUUACUUAUGUGCAAAAUGAUUUGUGGUAAAUGUUUGGAUAUAUUGUAAGUCAGUUUUCAUUUUGAACCACUAAAAUGUGGAAAAGUUUAGUUUAGCAUUAUUAUUUCUAUUAAUGUUAUUUAAAUAAAGUAGCUUUAAGCUGUUUUGAAUAUGCACCCAUUUUACUUCAGUGUGUUGAUGCUCCUCUAGUUAUUUUACCAUGAAUUGGAAUUUGUUAAAAGAAAUAUUCUAAUAUCUAUAUUUUAAGGAAUCCCACCUUUACUUAUGGCUGGGGCAUGACCAAGAUGACAUAAAUGCACACUAAAACCACUAAAGCCAUUUUUAGAGAUCUUUUUGGUGUUUGGGUUAAACAAUGGAGCUAUAAUUGGACAAGUCUGAAUGUUUUUAAUUUUAAUGAGAGCUCAGCUAGGCCAUGCUGACUUUCCUGGAUAUUUUUGCAUGGGUAUCCACACUCUCUUGCAGACCAUGGCACCUUAGACAGAUAAUGAAAUUAAUGAUACAAAUAUUCUAUCUAAAUGUUGUAAUCAACAAUUGGCUAAUUGGCCUGAAAAAGAAAAACACGUAUCUCUUAAACUAUUGAAGUGAAUCUGAUUAUAUAAAACAGUUUAGGCUUGACUCUAUAAAUUGAUGCAGUAACUGUUAAGUGAUGCAGGACUUUAAAGUAAAAUGUUACCAAAGUUCUGUAUUUAUAAAAUUUCACAUUGGGAGAAAAACAAAUAAAUGAGCUGUCAUACGCAUUUAGCGUUUCUUAUGUCAGACUUGAUUUUUACUUUUUUGUGUAUUUUUUUUAAUCUUCUUCUUCUGUGUUUUUUUAAAUGAUUCUACUAAAGAGGCAGAGAUACAUUACAGAGUCAAAGCACUGUCCAGUACAUCUGAGGGGGAAGAUGUGGCAUUGGUUACAUGCUUUGUGACUUUAGCACUAAAAUUAAGUAUGAAGCCAACUAAGUGGUUUCCAGUAGAUGGUUUCCAUAGGGGUUACUUUAUAUUUCUCCUGAAGAUUUUUAAAAUGUUUUCUCACUUGGUCGUUCUAAUAUGAGUUUAGUAUAAAAAUCAGAAUGUAAAAACUGUAAAAGUAAGCUUGGCACAUCCUUGUCAAAACUGCAUGGUGGUCAAACUGGGUUUGGGGUUUCUAGAGAGACCUGUUUCACUUGAUCCUGACAAAAACUUAAAUGAAGUAUUAAUUGCUGGCCCUUCUUUAACAAAGCUUACAAAGAAAUUACUGCCUUUGAUUUUAAAGCAUAUAACUGAAAACAGUUACUACUGCAUAUAAGAAUAUUUGAAUAUUGCGAAAAGUUUUUUCCUAUAAAAAACAUCAACUUCCAUAUAUUCUGUAUUCAUUACAUUCAAAACAUUUGAAAAUCAGAAGUCAUAAAAAAAUAAUGUUGAGCUUGAGUAAAAUAGUAUAAAUAGCAUAUAUCCACUUGGAAACUUGGGAGAGCUUCACAGAGAGUGUACUGAGGCUGGUACUGGUGCAUCAAAAGCACCAUGCACAGAUGUUGCUCCUUUUAUAAAUUCACCAUCUAAUUAAAGACAAUGUCAGAAGCAUCUUACCAGAGCUAAGGUAAAAAGCAAAGGAGCUGGUCUGUUUCUCAGUGGUCCAAAGUCAUAUUUUCAGAUGAAGGCAAAUUUUGUAUUUCAUUUGAAAAUCAAGUUCCAGAGGAAGAGUGGAGAGUGGAGAGCAACAGAAUCCAAGGUGUCCAAUGAGAAGUUUCGAAAGUUUGUGAUGAUUUGAGGUAACACGCCGUCAGCUGGUGUUGGUCAUGGUUGUUUCACACAGUCACACCAAAGUCCAACGUGAGUGUAGCUGUCUACCAGGAGACACCUAAUGCUUCCAUCUGCUGACAAGCUUUAUGCAGAAUUUCCUUUUAUAUCCAGAUUGGUAGGAAACUCCUACCAAAUGGUUUGCUGACCAUGUUAUUACUGUGCUUGAUUGAACUAGUCCCUCACUUCAAUAUUGCCAUAGACACUGUUAAAAAAUGAUCAUCUUAUAUGGAUCAUUUCUACAGAGAUGUUUUUGUUGUUUGUUUAUCUGGAUUCUUCUCUUUGGGAAUUUGGCCAGGAAAGAUUGGUGAUCCCAAAGAAGCUCCUCCCAAAUGGUUUGCUGACCAUGUUAUCACUAUUACCACUGUGUUUGAUUAGCCCCAGAAAAUUAGGCUUUAAAUUAGGCUAGGCAUUUCUCUCAAUUACAACAUGCUAACAAUGAGAAGUCACUGUUUUUGCUGGGUUUUAAACUUUAGUAAAUCCCAGAUGUAGAUCCCAGAUCCCAGAUGUUGACAUGUGAAAUUAUAAAAUAAUCGAAUAAUCAUUGGCUUUGUCUGAGAGAGGUCAUAAUGUCUUGGAUCAUUGGGAUACAUUAACCAUUAUAAUGGGUUUAAAAUUCAGUUAUACUGGUACGAUCUGUAACCGACAGUUUAAAAGACCAGUACAUAGAAUCUAUUUGUGGAACUGGAUAAUAGAAUUUAUAACUUUCCAUGCUCAGAAGGAGAAGUGUAAGGAAAUCAUAUUCUGUUAUUUCUUUCCUUUUGACCCAUGUAUUUAUUGUAUUAGUAAUAUUUUAGUGUUUGUAGUAAUUAUGUAUUAAAUUGCACUCAUCUUGCAUUGUUCAUAAGACAACUGUGCUGAAAAGUAUUCAGUGCAGCAUGUUCAGUUUCAAAUUUCAGAUUUCAAUGUGCUGAAACUCCAAGCAAAUAGUGAAUUUCUACAUAUGCAUCAGUAUCUGUAAUACUGCAUGGUGGUUCAAAGUUUCAAGCACACUGGCACAUAUUGAUUUAAAGGGAUGCCAGAUUCAUCUGUUGAAAUGUCAAUGGUGAGGCACGUGGCAGGGGUGAGUGCUGCUGGUGUCUGUGUUGUUGCUGCUACACCGUGAACAUUAUGAUGAAGCAUGCCCAUGGCAUUUUAAUGUGGGUUGUGCCACUUUUAGCACAGGAAAGUCUAAUAUGACACUCGUCUUUAUUCUCAGAUAUCAACCCAGGAACUAAAGAGUCAAAACUUCCCUGCGUGAUUAUGUAAAUGUGAAGCUAUUAGUGUGGUAAAGAUGAUAGGAUAUUUAAAUUCAAAAAGUACUCUUAAUGGAUAGGAUGUGAGCUUGACAUGCCCGCUUUAACACAUGAGAAUGACAGGCAAUUACAUGAGCAGGUCCCUCACUCACUAUUGCCACACACACUGUUCUUUAUUUGCAAGUCACUUGUACUUUUAAGUUGUAAUAUUUUAACAUAAAGAGGUGUGAGUCAGUUACAAUGUAGUGUAGUAAAUGGUCUUUUAACUGUAGUGAUACAAUUAACACAGAUAGUUCAUUUUAAUAGAAAUGAUGAUGUUUUAUUUAGAUUGGUUAAAAGUUUCAAGACUUUGUGAUAAGAGUAGGAUUCUAACUGGUGCUGCUAGAGGGUAUAGGCUUAACCAUCACAGGAAUAUUUUAUUCACUGGAAAUUCCACUGCUCUUAUAAAAAACUGCACUGUAAGUGUCACAAAACAAGGCAAUCAAAUUUUGUCAUCUCCGGGGUCUAGUAGUAGAAUUUCCACAAGUUUAUUUCAGGCAUUUUGUUUCAUUAUUGAUGAACCUUCCAUUUCCUCCCCUCUGAAAAUAUUGAGAGCCAGCAAUCAAUAUAUUAAAAACUUAUGUAAUUAAGAAACAUCAUUAAACUGGAAAACAUUGUUAUGAAAAUGUGGAAUAAUCACAGAACAUGCAUGGUUUGUAUAAAAGUGCUGAAAUGGAAAAAUUACUUGAAAUAAAUAGAUCUUUUGAAAAUUAAAAACACUUUGUUUUGAAAAUGUGUUGGGUUAUCUCACAGUAUCAUACAUCUAUCAUUGUUUUUAUUUGUAUUUAUCCAUAAGAUUAUGUGCUAUAACUUCUUUUCCUUUGUGUGUGUUGGUUUUUUUUAUAUGCCCAAUGCUUUCUCAAAUGUCCUCCUGGAUAAAGGAGAUGUACACUUGAUUUAAUUAAUCUGAUCCAUAUUUGUUGAUGAGCUUACAACACUGUUUCUCACAGAAUAUUCACUUUCCCUGUUACAAAACACCUUCAAAUUUUAAAGAGGUCAAUAUAAAAUGCUUAAUCCAGUUACACCCACCUAUUUUAUGUCUGGUUUCUAAAAGAAAAUGUCUUGUGAGGGGAAAAACACUAAUUGCAAAGAUAUGUGAUAAAUAUUUGGGGUUUUGAUAUUUUUUGGGAAUGUAGUGUGUGCAAUCAUAAUAUCACCUACACUUGCCUUUGAGUCAACAUUAAAUUUUGUUGUACAUUUUGGAAUAUUUAAUCCCUAAUUUUAAUAAAGGAGUGAUAUAAAACUGCUGUAAGACUGGAAAACGUCAUAUCAUAGAAUUAUGUUGCCAUAUUUUUUCACUCCUGUUCACCACAUGCACUUUGUGCAGUCAUGAAGAAACUUCAUGCAGUGAUUCUGUGCCUUGUUUUGGCUGUAAAUUUAACAAGAUUUUGGUUUAAUUGAAGGUUUCACUUCAGUGAAGUAAAAGGUAUCAUUUGGUGGUCUGAAUUUUAGAAAUCCAAAUGUCAGGGUACAACAUUUGUAGAAUGUCUAGUAGUCUUUUUGAUAAAUAUUUUCAGUCAUGUAGCGCAUGUAAUGCCAUUUCAAAUGUAAAUUUAAGCCAGAGACUAUCGGGGCAGCAUAUGUUACUAUGGUAAAAUGAUAUCAUUGUACUUUUGACAAUAAAAUGAAAUGCCGCUUUAAAUUAUUUUAUGUAAUGUUAUAUUUUGAAAGAUAAAUUUGUCAGCAUUACCAGGAAAUUGAAGACAGUGUUUAUUUGGCACACAGCACUGGGUAUAUGGGAAGAGUUUUCUGACAUUCAUUAAAGUUUCAGAUGCCUCCAGUUUGCAGUGAUCUGAUAUCUGAUAGCAGACUAAUAGCGUUGCCUAUUUUAUCCAGCCAGUUUACAGAAUGAAUGAAUCUUGGAUUGUGAACUUGUUGUUUUAAGAAAACAAAGCUAACAAAAAUAAACAGUUGAACACACUUUUAACAUGUAUCUACCUGCAUGCUUCAGCAUACCUCUUCAUGAGUAAAGACCAUAGGACAGACAAGUAGACAGCUUCUGUGGCAUUGUUUGUAACUUUUUAUAGUAUUUGUACAUUUUACAUUUUCAUUUUACCUGCAACAUGACUGUUAGAAACAGAUUUAGUAUUUUUCAUUUCUUUUUUUAUCUUUGAAUAUUCAAAUGACCAGUGUUUAGGUUUUUUUUUGUAACUAUUGUGCAAUGCCAUGCCUUGGUUAUUUGAUAUGAGAAAAACAUACAUUUUGCCUGGGCAAUCGUUGUUGAAAAAUAAAAUAAAAAGCAUGGAAAUU
This is a messenger RNA of Haplochromis burtoni (Burton's mouthbrooder), 8143 nucleotides long. RefSeq names its product BTB and CNC homology 1, basic leucine zipper transcription factor 2a (gene bach2a). NCBI's taxonomy places the organism in Eukaryota, Metazoa, Chordata, Actinopteri, Cichliformes, Cichlidae. The record is from RefSeq and is a predicted model, not a curated record. Gene Ontology annotation, molecular function: RNA polymerase II cis-regulatory region sequence-specific DNA binding; protein binding; DNA-binding transcription factor activity, RNA polymerase II-specific. The coding region runs from base 267 to 2561 and encodes 764 amino acids. The transcript is spliced from 5 exons. Gene Ontology annotation, biological process: regulation of transcription by RNA polymerase II.